Molecule: messenger RNA, 1389 nt
Organism: Miscanthus lutarioriparius
Lineage: Eukaryota; Viridiplantae; Streptophyta; Magnoliopsida; Poales; Poaceae
Source: the annotation of a GenBank genome assembly
AUGGCAUCCUUCUCCUCCAUCUCUGCCCCCUCCUCCUCCACCUCCACCCCGUCCUUCAACCUCCCCACAAAAGCCUCCCCUGGCACUGGUUCCGUGUCAUUCCCCAGGGCCAGAGAAUCGCAGAAGUCCAGGGCCAGGAUGGUGACAGUGCGGGCGGAAGCGAUUGACACGACCAUCAGCCCGCGGGUGAGCGCGCUCAGGCCGUCCAAGACCAUGGCCAUCACCGACCAGGCCACGGCGCUGCGACAGGCCGGCGUGCCAGUCAUCGGACUCGCCGCCGGCGAGCCCGACUUCGACACGCCGGCUGUGAUCGCCGAGGCUGGGAUGAAUGCCAUCAGAGAUGGGGCUACAAGAUACACGCCUAAUGCCGGAACUCUGGAGCUGAGGAAGGCUAUCUGCAAAAAGCUUGAGGAGGAGAAUGGUCUAUCAUACACCGCCGAUCAGGUGCUAGUAAGCAAUGGAGCCAAGCAGUGCAUUACACAAGCAGUGCUUGCUGUCUGCUCACCUGGUGAUGAAGUUUUGAUACCUGCUCCAUAUUGGGUCAGCUACCCUGAGAUGGCUAGACUAGCUGGUGCAACGCCAGUUAUUCUCCCUACAAGCAUAUCAGACAAUUUCCUCCUAAGGCCAGAGUCACUUGCCUCAGUGAUCAAUGAAAAUUCAAGGAUCUUGAUUCUCUGUUCUCCAUCUAAUCCAACAGGGUCGGUGUAUCCUAAGGAGUUGCUUGAGGAGAUUGCUGCUAUAGUCCGAAAGCAUCCUAGGCUCCUAGUUUUAUCUGAUGAGAUCUAUGAGCAUAUUAUCUAUCAACCUGCUAAACACACAAGCUUUGCUUCAUUGCCUGGAAUGUGGGAAAGAACGUUAACUGUGAAUGGAUUUUCUAAGGCUUUUGCUAUGACUGGCUGGAGACUCGGAUACUUAGCUGCCCCUAAACAUUUCGUCGCGGCCUGUGGAAAGAUCCAAAGCCAGUACACCUCUGGGGCCAGUAGUAUAUCACAGAAGGCAGGGCUUGCAGCUUUGAACCUAGGUUUUGCUGGUGGUGAAGCAGUAUCAACCAUGGUCAAAGCAUUCCAGGAGCGUCGUGAUUACCUUGUAAGAAGCUUUAGGGAGCUGCCAGGAGUAAAGAUAUCGGAACCUCAGGGAGCCUUCUAUUUAUUUAUCGACUUCAGCUCGUACUAUGGGUCUGAGGUGGAAGGUUUUGGUACCAUCAAGGACUCUGAGUCCCUCUGUUUGUUCCUGUUGGAAAAGGCACAGGUUGCACUUGUCCCUGGGGAUGCAUUUGGCGAUGACAAGGGUGUUCGUAUUUCAUACGCUGCAGCUAUGUCGACACUGCAAACUGCCAUGGGAAAGAUAAAAGAAGCGAUGGCUCUGCUCAAGCCCCCUGUUGCCGUUUAA